AUGUAUACGAUUUAUGACAGUAAUCACAAUAAAGAAUUCCAAACAACCAGACGAUUAUUCGACCAACCUGAAAUAUGGGAGAGACAAAAUAGGAUGGAAUCUGGCAAUGCUUUUCGAAAACUAAACGAAAAUAUGAGCCUCCACACGAAACUCUCAUCGGUUCAAGAACCCACCAGAUCUCUGAAGCAAGAUCAGGCCAUCGCCUGCGGUCCAUCUCACUGCAUCUCAAUGCUAGGUGAGCCAACUAUUUUGCUUGCACAAACAGCCAAUCCCCAGCUGUUGCGUUUAAAGGCAUAUUGGACUUCCUUUGUAAUCCCCAAUGCUGGCCUUCCGGUUAAUAACCUCUGA
Molecule: messenger RNA, 348 nt
Organism: Fraxinus pennsylvanica
Lineage: Eukaryota; Viridiplantae; Streptophyta; Magnoliopsida; Lamiales; Oleaceae
Source: the annotation of a GenBank genome assembly